CGAAAAGCAUCAAAAUGGCGGCUUCCUUGACGAAAUUUAUUAUUUCUUAGAAAAUACUCAAAAUAUUAGUAAUUUUAACAAAAAAUUCGCAAUAUUGUUUUUGUAAAAUGACGCACUGGGAUAAGUAACAUAUUUCUAGCUUGAAACAAAAAGACCCAUGAAGGAAAUCAUGGAAAAAUCAGCUCCAGAAUACUUGACAGCUGACGAAUUGAGGAAUCGGUUGUUUCACAGUUUGAGGAACCGUGGAAUGGUCAAUUCCAUCAAGUCACAGUUGAGAAAUAGUUUAGUGACCGAGUUACAACAGUCGUUAAAAGGUCGUUUGAGUUUACGUGAUUUAAAAAUACCAGACGAAGAUUCUCUCCUACAUCGAGCUGCUAACAGUGUUGUUGUUGAUCAUCUCAGGAGUUAUGGUUAUGAUUAUACAGCCAGUGUAUUUUUACCAGAAAGUGGUCUGGCCCAUGAUAAGGUUUUUAAAAGAGAUGAUUUUCUUCAACUUCUACACAUUAGUCCACAAUCCAAGUUACAUCAACAGCUGGUGAGGUGUGAUGAAAAAGAAGGCAAAGGGUUUUUAUGGAGUUUUUUAACAGAGAUGUCAGCAAUUCAUGCCAAUUCUACACAAGAAUUUGGUGUACAAACAGAUCUGAUCAAAGUUGGUCCAAUAUCUAGCUUAGAUGAGAAGCUACAUGUUUUAGAUGAACUGUAUUCAAGUAAAAGAGAUGAUGUAUUUAAAUCUAGUGCCAUGUUGACAGAAGAAAGAAUUUUAAAUUUUCAAAAACAAGUAGAAGAAAGAUAUCAAGCUCAGUUAAAACAGGAGAUUCGACGUUUCCGUGAGAAUGAGUUAUCAAGGUUAAAAUUGGAAGAAAGAGAAAACAGUAGAAGAGAAAUGGACCAGUUGCGAAGAGAUUUAGAGAGAGAUUAUCAGACUAAGUAUGACACCCUAUCAGUACGAGAGAGAAAUACAACAGAAAGAUUACACAGAGAACAGGAGAUACGAGAUAAAGAGAUGCAUUCCACACGUCAGACAUUACAAGAAGAAAUCAACUGUAUACAUCAACGAGAGGCUGAUAUUAAACGGGAAGCAGAAAUUAACAACAGAGAGAAGAAAUUGAAUGAAGACCGAAUAAAAGCUAGAGAAAGUGAAUUAAGAUUUCGAGAAGCUGAGGUGAAAAGAAAAGAAAUAGAAUUUGAUCAAAGACUGGAGAAUGAAAUGGCUAAGUUUAAACUAGAUCAACAAGCCAAAUUUAUCAACAGAACUCAAAAUGUGGAGGUCAGAGAGGCAAAGGUUAAAGAAAUAGAGAGAGUUAUAUCAGAAGAGAAAGAUAAACUACAGAGUUAUAAAGAUGAUAUACGUGAUAAAACAAAUAGAAUCAAUGAAUUAGAGACAUUUCUACAAGAGGCACGACAUAAAGAAAUGUCAGCCAAUCGUAAUAAUGAAUUUUUAAAUUCUAAACUUAGAGAUAUGUGUGAUUAUUCAACAUUAAAGGAACAAGUAGUGACACAGAGACAUGAAUUAGAAACUUUACGAACACGAUUAUCAGAGGUAUUAAACAUGAAUGAAAGAGAAAGAGGACGACAAGAAGAGUUAUUACGUGAAAUGAGACGACCAACACCAGAGACAUUGAUGAUGCAACGUGACAUGGAACGUGCUCGAGAAAAUCUUCGUCAAGAACAGGUCGUGUUUGAACAACAGAAACAACUUCUAGAAAAACGACUUAAAGAUGAGAUUGAUCGUAAUCGAGAUUUUGUUACACGUUAUGAAGAACAGACGUUACAGAUGAAAGAAAUGAAUCGUGAAGUUGUAGAUCUACGUCAACAUCUAUCAGUUACUAAUAUAGCUCUGAAUAAUGAAGUUUAUCGUAGACCACAUUCUGAAGCAGAUGGAAGGACGUCUCUACACAAUUCUCAAAGAUCAGAGAGACGUGUUGAUUUUCAAACAGAGGCUGCCGACCCAGUUCUACGUACCUCUGGUCAUCAAGCUAGUCUUCGUAAUUCCAGUACACGACCUCGUUACGAGACUCGUGAUGUUUAUAAUGAUGUAGAUUUCGAUCUGGAUUUAGGAGCGCUACCCACUGGUCAAUACGAUCCACUUGAAGAAGAUUUGUCAUCGGCUACAUCUAAUUCAGCAGACGUUGUAGCUGAUGCUAAAUAUAGACUUAAAACACUAGAGAGGGAGGCUAAGAAUUUAGAGAAAGCAUACCAGAAUUUCCACUAUAACAUUACAAAUCCCAGUUCCGUCCCUGAUCCAACUUUUUCAACCAAUCAGAGAGAAGCUGAACCAUCUCGGUCUCGUUCAACAGUCAGCCACGCAAGUCAUGUGAUAUCUCCUGCCCAAUCACCAAUACCUCAUUCCCGUCCUAUGUCUUCAACGCCUCAUUAUCAUCAUACAAAAACACAACAACAACAAUACAGUGAUGAUAGUUUUGAAGAAUUAAGUCGAGGGAGUAAAGAAAAAGUCAAGACUCCUGAUCCGUUAUUAAAGUUUAAUCUUUCCGCUAUGUCGGAAGAUGAUCAUAAACGUAAUGUUGUGGAAAAACGAGAUAAAUCGCGCCCAAUAACUAUAGAUGAUUUAGAAGCUCGUCCAGGUUCACCAAGUUUAGUUGUAGUGGCCGGCUCCGAAUCUCCCAGUGAACACAGUCGUGAUAAAGAUGUCACAGAUCGUCUUCAGAAAGAAACACCUGCUUUCUUACCUCCCAUCUCAUUGGAUGAUGCGUGGAAAACAACCAAUCAAAAAACAGAUGGAGAUCAGGAAUUAGAGAGACAGAGAGAAGAAUUAGAGAAAGAAAGAUGGGAGGAAGAAAGAAGAGAAAGAGAAGAAGAGAGAAAGAAGGUGGAAAGGGAGGAAUAUGAGAGAGAACAAAGGGAGUUAGCAAAGCUAGAAGGAAGGGCUACGAGUGAUGAUGAGAAAGAGGAGAAUACUGGGAUAGAAGAAAAGAAACAAGAAGAAAUAGAUCCUGUCAUGCAACAAUACAUGGCCAUGGUACAACAAAACAGACAGAAAGACACAGACACACAAAAGGAAGUCAAAUCACCAGCUAAAGUGACAAAAAGUGGACAGGAUAAAUCUCCCAUUCCAACAGAUGAAGAAAUUUCUAUAGCAGAAGAUUUAAAAAGUGAUAAUAAUUCUGAUGAUGGUUUUAGUUGGUGAGAAGAAAACGACUAGUUUUAAAAUAAUACUCUGUCCAUCCGUCCAUGUUUCCUCUUCUCCAAUUAUUGGAUGGUAAAAUGUCCAUAAAUUAAUUAUUGAGAAAUAGAUUUAUAUGUCAACUGAUUAUAUUUACCAUUGAUUAUUAAUGGAAUAGCAAGAAAUUAAAAUGUCCAUCUUUUAUGUAUUAAAGAAAUAGUAAGAAUUUAAAAUGUCCAUUGUUUGUUUUGUUAAAUGUACAACAAGUUUUUAUAGAAUAAAAUAUGUUAUAUUAAUAUAAAGUAAAUUGAUACAUGAAUAGCUUUUAAAUUAAUUUGAAGAGUUAUGGCAAUAAGUACAUUGGGGUUUGACUUCUGAUUCCCUUUUAAAUAAUAUUGCAGACAAAUUAUCAUGUAGCUGUUAGCUAAUAUCGGCCAUUUUCAGACAUUGGCGUAAACUCUAAUCUGAUUAAAACACAGAUCCUGUUUGAUUUCGUUUUUAAUAGUUUGAAAUUUGAUUUGUCUUGAAACUAGUGGACUGUAGUAAAGGUCUAGUCUCUGGUUCCCAGACAUGUCUUGUACAUAUACAUAUAUUGCCUGGGUACUCAAGACUAGUUGUGUCCAUUCGGAGUAUAAACAGGUCAAAUUUAUUAGGAGAUUGACAUAAAUUCAUUGAUAAUUACUGUAUAUUGACAAUGGAUGCCAUAUAUUUUCUAUGUGUGUAUAUAAUGUAGAUAUAAUUAUAUUAGAAAUACAUGUAGUAUUUUAUGUAUAAAUAUGUAAAAACUAUAAUCUAUAUUCUAACAACUCAUGUGAUAUUUAUAAUUUAAGAAGAAAAAAUAAAUUUCUUUUUUAUUAACAUAGUUUUUAUUCCAAGAUACUAUAGGCCUUACACUUCUAUAGGUUCCAUCCAUGAACUGGUAUAAAUGUUUUAUGAUAUCAUCUUCUUCAGACCACUUUAGCCAGCAGCGCUUGUGAAAGAGUCAGGAUUUUUCAGAUCUAGGUUAUGAUAACUUGAUGAACUUUAACCCCU
This is a messenger RNA of Patella vulgata (common limpet), 4153 nucleotides long. Its product is annotated as centriole and centriolar satellite protein OFD1. The record is from RefSeq and is a predicted model, not a curated record. Gene Ontology annotation, molecular function: protein binding. Gene Ontology annotation, cellular component: ciliary basal body; centrosome. The transcript has 28 exons. The coding region runs from base 158 to 3145 and encodes 995 amino acids. Lineage: Eukaryota; Metazoa; Mollusca; Gastropoda; Patellidae. Gene Ontology annotation, biological process: epithelial cilium movement involved in determination of left/right asymmetry.